This is a messenger RNA of Odontomachus brunneus, 4510 nucleotides long. RefSeq names its product bone morphogenetic protein receptor type-2 (gene wit). Gene Ontology annotation, cellular component: plasma membrane; signaling receptor complex. Gene Ontology annotation, molecular function: transforming growth factor beta receptor activity; ATP binding. Gene Ontology annotation, biological process: BMP signaling pathway; cellular response to growth factor stimulus; protein phosphorylation. Lineage: Eukaryota; Metazoa; Arthropoda; Insecta; Hymenoptera; Formicidae. The transcript has 12 exons. The coding region runs from base 309 to 3200 and encodes 963 amino acids. The record is from RefSeq and is a predicted model, not a curated record.
GGUUUAUGAACACACGAUUAGAAUGCGACUCAAUGGAUACGGCUUGACUGUCAAAUAUACGAAUAUUCAGGCGAACACUUGCACCGAGUGCGUUCGGCAGCGUUUUGGGGGAACGUGCGAUGUUGUGUCCGACGACGACGGUUUGGACGUCACACAUAGACCGUAUCGAACUUCCACGAAGGGCGCCGAGCAGAACAUGAACUCAGAAUCUCUACAGCAGCGUUGUGUAUUACUAUGAAAGAUGCCAAUUCUUAAGGAGCAGUGCUUCUGUUGAAGUGGUUCUGGCUCAAGAGGCCUCCUAAAGCACAAUGAGAGCCAUUGUAUCAUUCAUACUGAUCACACUACUGUGUGGCAUAAGCUUAGCCUCUGUCAAUGCUGAUAGAAUAUGUGCUAGUAGAAAGAAAAAUGUUGAAAAUUUAUCCUUGAAACAGAAUUCAGCAGCUGUACCUGAAGAUGUAUCCAUUGAUCAUAAUGUAGGUCACAUAAUAGUAGAUGAAGAGAUUAAAUUUGAGAGAUGUGAUAAUUUCUGUCAUGCCUUGUGGCAAGAAAAUAAAACUGCAAAUGGCACUGAAAUUAGGAUAUUGUCCCAAGGUUGCUGGAGACAAUCUGGUGAACAGAAAUGUGAAAAUACAGAAUGCAUUGCCCUUCAGAGAUCCACAAAAGCUUUGAACAAUACAAAAUUCUGUUGCUGUCAUGGGAAUUAUUGUAAUCUUAACAUUACUAGUUCCAAUCUCGAUGAUUACUCAGAUGACAAAAUAUUCAAUCCCCUUUCUUCACAAAAAUGUCAACCAACUACAGAAUAUCUGGAACAGUCAAACUCCGAACAACGGUUGUUAUUUAUAGUGAGCAUAAUCACAUGUAUACUGCUAGCGGUACUUAUUAUAUUCAUUGUUGUAUACAGAACAUAUCGCAACAAAAUUUUUGCGAGUUUAGGAAAGCCGUUAUCUUAUAACGAUCAAUUUAUGGACAGUACAGCACUAAGAACUGGUACUUAUACAGUUGAUCAUUUGAAACUCGCGACCAUCGUAGGUCAGGGAAGAUAUGGAUCCGUUUGGCAAGGCAGUAUGGGAGAUCAAGAUGUUGCAGUUAAAAUAUAUCCCUCGCAUUAUCGCAAUUAUUUUCAGAAUGAAAGAGAUACUUACUGUUUACCUUUUAUGGAACAUCCAUCAUUAUUAAGCUAUUAUGGUGUAGAUGAAAGAAUUAGUAUGGAAGGUAGUGUUGAGUACCUUCUGGUACUCAGUUUUGCUCCAGGUGGUAGCUUAACAGAUUUCUUACGAACACAUACUAUUGACUGGAGCACAUUCUGCAAAAUGAGUCUUUCCAUAGUUAAGGGACUUGCUUACUUGCACACAGAUAUACGCAAAGGCGAUAAAUUCAAGCCCUGCAUUGCACAUAGAGAUAUAAAUUCGAGAAAUAUAUUAAUCAAAGCUGAUAGUACUUGCUGUAUUUGCGAUUUGGGAUUAGCAGUUCAGAUUUCUGGCUCGAAAUAUUAUUCUAAUGGAGAAGAGCAGCAUGCCGAACUAAAAUCAAUCAAUGAUGUGGGCACUCUGCGAUACAUGGCACCAGAAGUGUUAGAAGGUGCUGUUAAUUUACGCGAUUGUGAAAGUUCUUUAAAACAAAUAGACGUUUAUGCAAUGGGGUUGGUUCUUUGGGAAUUGGUCACAAGAUGUUCUGACAUUUAUAUCCCUGGAUCGGAAGUACCGCAAUAUAAACAGCCGUACGAAAAUGAAAUAGGACUUCAUCCUACAUUUGAGCAAAUGCAGGUCUUGGUGUCGCGUAACAAAGCUAGACCUCUUUUAGAGGGUAAUUUAGUAGAUAGACCAGGAGUGCGUUUGAUCAGAGAGACUAUGGAAGAUUGCUGGGAUGCCGAUGCCGAAGCACGUUUAACCGCUUUAUGUAUAGAAGAGCGUCUUUCAGAAUUACAGUCUCAUCGUGUGACAAUGCACUUUAUCGAUGGAAGUCCGAUGGUUAAUUCCCAUUGCACCUUAGUGCCUUCGACGACGAACAGUCUUUAUAGCGAAUCGUCGCAUCACGACAAUGUACAUGUUGUACAACUCGCGUUGAAUAUGAUACAAGAUGGUAACGCUAAUGAGAAUGCGAUAUCUGAAAACUUGGUUGCAUUAUCGCCAUCUGACAGUGUCGCUCAUGAACACAGUUUUAAAAAUUCCAACGAGAUAGCAACAUAUAAUCAUACUCAAACGCUUCAGCCAUAUCAAGGCAGGAAUCCGUGUAUGGAGAGAAAUUUAAUGUUACAAUCGGAUUCCUUGGAAGAUCUGAGCUGCAACGGCAACAUUCUUGUAGACAAGUCGCUGAAGCACGCGUGCAACGAUCAGUAUAGGACCGCCACAGAGGCGCAAGGCCUGGUCUCGCAUGAUUACUUAAGUCAGCAUACAACGCAAUUAACGCAGCUUAGGCCGGCGACGCCUAUACCGUAUGUGCAAAAUGUUAUCUCCGACGAAGGAACAUCUUCAUACGGCAAACGAAAGCAAACGAACAUACAGGACUCGUCACUUCAAGAGAGCCCACGAAAGAAAUUGUUCGCGUGGCCCAAUUUGAAGAAGUUGCUCAUCAACAAGAAGACAAAUCCAUAUAGCAGAUACCAAAUAGACAGAGAAGAUUCCAAGUCGAAUCUGUUGACGAAGCAAAAUAUCCAGAUUAAAACCGUCGAGACGAAUGUGACGAUCUCGCCGGGAGGGAAAUAUGUGAACGGUAUCAUCGGUAAAACUUCCACCUCGGCUGUGCCAAUGGAAAAAAACGACAAGAAUGCCGCACAAACGGGAAAGCAGAAGCAAUACGAAAACGAUAACGCAACAUCGAAUGUGCGUCCCUCCACCUUGCCGCUCGUGAAUUUGAGAAACAAAAAGCGAGAGAACAAUCUCAGCAGGCAGCAGAGCAUCGACAAAUUCAACGAGGUCUUUAACGUGGGCUCGAACGUGAACAAUGUAUUGAAGGAUCCGCACAUGAGAAUAAAAACGCCCGGCGAUUUACCGCCGUCUGUCAGGAAGAUACGCGGUCGUGCACAAUCAACUGCGAGAUUCUCUCUCUACGACGAUCGUAUGAUGUGCAAUAUUCUUAGCGAGGAGGAUGAUCGUAGCGACAAAGCCAUUUGGAAUUCUGUGCCAUUCGGUAUGGAUCUCGGUGAUAAUGACGGGAAACAUUCACCAACGAAACUCGAUACCAAAAAUGUUACGUGCUUUUAAUCAGAUAUAAUACUAACGUGUUUGUAAAGUCCUUUAUGUCUAUAUAAUUUAGUCAGGAAAAGAGAAAAACUGGCUGUAGGAUAUCUUCAGCUCAAAUUUAUGUACAGAACUUGUGUAUAAGAAUAAGUAAGAAUUUUGUACUCGAAAUAUAUACAUUGCUACAACACUACAGAUGAGAUAACAAUGAAAUAAGAAAAAAAUCAGAGACAAAACAGAGUAUAUUAAAAAAAAGAGGGAAAAAAAUAAGAAAACGAUAUCAGCGAUAAAAAUUAUACGGGAUGUGUAAUAACUCAUGCUACUCGAUUGAUUUGUCAUGUUACAUUUAAUAGCGGUACUUUGUGCAUCACGAAUGCUUUUGAUAAAGUAGAUGAUUGAGUAUGACUAGCGCACGCGCGUAACGAUUUUAGAUAGAAAAUAAAAAAUCAAAUCUACUCAAUCCAUAUACACUGGAUCGCAAGAGAUGGAUUUGUUCAUCAUUACUUUACUUUUGUCAUAUAUGUAUUACGUGUGAAUUGUCUUCUUUGUAGUUGAUGUUUCUUUCAAUUCGAUAUCUAUAGCAUUAAGUGAAUUCUCGGUAUAAUUGUCAAACACGGACAAUCAAUGUUAACAUUUACACCACGUCGUAAAAAUACUGUGUAUUAACAAUCUCGAUGUGUAUAUUCAUCAUUUACUUUCUUCACACAGCAUUUAAAAGACAUAAUCUCUAUAUGUAAUGUAAAACAACAAGUCUCUUAAUGUUAAAUCUUAUAGAAUAUUCUCAAUUUGAUAUUAUUACGUGGAUUGAUGACGAAACUAUGCAAAUUUCAAUCCUUUUAUUAUUAAUUUUAUCUCUAAGAAAUUUUUUACCCCUUCCUGUACAUAUCUACUUUUUUUGUAUGAAGUAAGUUUUAUAUGAAUUUAAGUUUUAAACGAAUUGUGCAACAUCUGUUCAUUAAUAUGCAACGAUAUUUAUCAGAUAUACGAUUUUAUAAUUAAUGCAAAGCCAUUAAUAUUACUAUAGAAAACGAUUGUAAUUAUAAGAUAGAAAUAGUAAAAAGUUAUAUUUGAGCACAAAGUAUAAUUGUAUCGAGUUACAUGAAAAUUAUUUUUCCUGAUCCUGCGAGCUCAGUGUAAAUAUAUGUGUGUAGUGUAAAAAGAAUUUAUUCAAAUGCGUUAAAAAUGCUUGUUAUGUUAUGUUAUGUUAUGUUGAAAAUAUCGUAAGUUCUUGUGUUAUACAUUUUGCGGUACUUUAUCGUGCAACAUGUUAUUGAUAAAAUUAAGAUAAAUAUAUGAUUAUGCAACUUAUAAUAAAAUUUGUUUUACGUCGGAAA